GAUCGCCGUCUCCGCCGCCGAGGCCAGGCAACCAUGGGGAAGGAGUCCAGCCACAAAAAGGGGGGAUGCGACUGCAAGCGCUUCCUGAAGAACAACUGGCUUCUGCUCAGCACCAUCCUCGCCGUGGUCCUGGGCAUUGGACUGGGAGUCACUGUUCGGGAAUAUGGAAAACUCUCAAAUUUGGACAAAUUUUACUUUGCAUUUCCAGGAGAAGUUCUAAUGAGAAUGCUUAAACUUAUCAUAUUGCCUUUAAUUAUAUCAAGCAUGAUAACAGGUGUCGCUGCUUUGGACUCCAGUGUUUCUGGAAAGAUUGGCUUACGGGCAGUUGUAUACUACUUCUUCACUACAGCCAUAGCUGUAAUCCUAGGGAUUGUUUUGGUUGUGACCAUCAAACCAGGAGUUUCUCAGAAAGCUGAUGAAAUUGACAGGGUGGGUAGCACACCUGAAGUUUCUACAGUGGAUGCUAUGUUAGACUUAAUUAGGAAUAUGUUUCCAGAAAAUCUUGUACAGGCCUGUUUUCAACAGUAUAAAACCAAACGUGAAGAAAUAAAAGUAAAAAAUGGCACUGUUCCUACAGAAGAACCAGUCACAAUUGUAAUGCCAACAGAGUCUUCCCAGAAUAAAACUAAGGAAUACAAAAUAGUGGGCAUGUAUUCCGAUGGUAUUAAUGUGCUUGGCUUGAUAGUCUUUUGUCUUGUCUUCGGAAUCGUUAUUGGGAAAAUGGGACAAAAGGGACAAGUGCUGGUGGACUUUUUCAAUGCACUGAAUGAUGCCACAAUGCAUAUAGUUCAGAUAAUAAUGUGGUAUAUGCCAUUGGGUAUUUUAUUUCUGAUUGCUGGAAAGAUAAUAGAAGUUGAAGACUGGGAAAUUUUCCGCAAAUUGGGUCUUUAUAUGGCUACUGUACUAAGUGGACUUGCAAUUCAUUCUGUUGUGAUUUUGCCACUAAUAUACUUAAUCAUAGUACGGAAAAAUCCAUAUAAGUUUGCAAUAGGAAUGGCUCAGGCACUUUUGACAGCACUCAUGAUUUCCUCCAGUUCAGCCACUUUACCUGUCACCUUUCGCUGUGCAGAAGAAAAAAACCAUGUUGACAAGAGAAUUACCCGAUUUGUUUUACCAGUUGGAGCUACAAUCAACAUGGAUGGUACCGCCCUGUAUGAAGCAGUGGCUGCUGUUUUUAUUGCACAGCUCAAUGACUUAGAGCUAGAUAUUGGCCAAAUAGUGACGAUUAGUGUAACAGCAACAGCUGCUAGCAUUGGAGCAGCAGGAGUGCCACAAGCCGGACUAGUCACCAUGGUGAUUGUACUCAGUGCAGUUGGGCUGCCUGCUGAAGAUGUUACUCUCAUCAUAGCAGUGGACUGGCUUCUGGAUCGAUUCAGAACAAUGGUGAAUGUUCUUGGUGAUGCCUUUGGAACUGGAAUUGUAGAGAAGCUCUCCAAAAACGAACUGGAGCAGAUGGAUGUCAGCUCUGAAGUCAACAUAGUGAAUCCUUUUGCCUUGGAAACAACAAUGCUUGACAGUGAGGAAACAGAGACCAAGAAAUCCUAUGUGAAUGGAGCAUUUGCCAUAGAUAAAUCUGACACCAUAUCAUUCACCCAGACAUCACAAUUCUGAAGCUCAUUGACUGACAGGGGAGUCACACUGGAUUAAAGGACAUGGAAGGCUCUACCAUGAACCCUAUUCUGGGCCCCUGACACUUCUGACCCCACUUGCUGUAACACAAAGGGAAGGGACACAUGUUCUCUGCCUCCCACACAUGCUCCCCUCAGCUGCUGCUCCUGUGCAGGCAAGCUGCUAUUUACAUUUCCCCACAACUGAGACAGUGGCCACUCUUCCUACCCAGUCAUUUGGGGCGGGAGCAGCCAACAUGUUCAGAGCUCUGGAGGUUUCUACAGGAGCCCCAGUAUAGAACCAUAGGUGCAUUCUCAGCAUAGAUACAUGCUCAUAUGAAGACCAAACAACAGGGGACCCAACCUAUUUAAGAUUCUGCACUACAGCAGGCUAAGAUUACCUAGCCAUACAUGCAUAGGAGCUGUGAAGGACAUUAUCACACAUGAAAUCAUGUAGUAAGCUAAGAGGAUAAAUGUGUUCCUUUGAUAUAGAGACAGUGUUUGCAGCAUUUGAUCAUUGUGGGCAGAUUUAUGAAAAAGAGAUUGUUAAAUACGUAUUUUUUUAAAAGUCGUGUUAUAUUCCUGAGCGAUGUAGAUAUCUGCUUGCAAUGAGCAUGCUCAUAAAUUGUGACAAUGAAUGAAGGAUGUUUUCUGAGGCAUCAUUCUAUGUUUUCCAUUCAGCUUUUCUGUGCAUGGAAUUCUUUUACAAAAAUCCUUCACCUUAUUGGAACUACAUCUUUCUCUACCAAUUGACUCUGUGCCAAAAUAUUCAUUCUUGUAGUUAAUUAAAUAGGAAAAAGAGACAAUAACCUUGCAGUAAGUGUUAACUUUUUGAAAGUGUAUGUAUUUUUAAAGUAAAUUAUUAUGGAAACUGGAAAUUAAUUAUCACAUAAGGAAUUCUGUUGUUAUGUAUUAUUUUCCAUCUUAAAUUAUACCGAUGACUGCUAAGCUAAUCAGCUUUGCUGCAAAUUGAAUUUGAUUGUUUCUCUUUCUUGAUAUAUUAGUCUUUGGGAAGUGGCAAACAACUUCAGAACAACUUCAGAACUACUGGUAUUUAUCAGCUCUAGGAGGAAAAACAUAAAAAUAAAAACAGAGAGUAAAAUGAAAAGAACCUAUUCAUGCAACAGGGUUUUUUCCUCUUCUUCUCUUCUCCUUCUCCCCUUUGUCAUUACCCACUUGCUCAAAAUCUUAUCCUGAGGGUCACUUUGUCCUUUGGACCAGUUUUGGAAAGGACUGUUAGAGGGUAUUGCACCCUCCCAAUUCCAUUGUUGGAAAGAGUUCUAAUCCCUGGAGGAAUUGUUGAAUGCAAUCCAACUUUGCCCGUAUAUGCCCCUUGAAAGGUGAAUAAUAAUCAGCAUCUUACAGGUGUUCCAAAUGCAAUAGUGGUCAGAUUAGCCAUGUGAUUUCAUUAAAAUAUUCCAUAAUAAGCAAUUUAUUAAAUACUUAAUAGGUAUUUUCUUGGUGUAAUUCCAUUUUCUAGGGACAAAAAUUAUUGCAAAAUAGAAACUUUUUUGCCUUGCACACUACAAGUUAGCUAUCUAACUUGUAAGAAAACAAAAAUUCAAAGGACCUUUUUUAUAAAUAAGCUUGUGUCAAACUGAAAAAAUGCACUUAAUUACUAUCAGUAAACAUUUAAAAAAUUCUGUAGCAUUAGACAAACUCAGUCUUAAACUUUUGUAUUCCAUAACUAAGCCAGUAUAUGUGCCAAAGAAAUUGAAAAGAACUAUAGCAUGAUUUUUAAUAAAUUGCACCUUGAGGGACAUAAUACUGUAUGUACUGAAAUACUAUAAGCUAUAAAUACAGUAUUACAACAGUGUGCAAGUGUUGAUAUGUUUAUACAAAAUAAAGGAGUGUACAGCAUAAAUCAGUCCUUUAUCUUGUGCACAAUUAUUUUUUUAAAAAGCAUUUGUAUAGUUACGCUGUUGCUAGAGAAGAAAAAAUGUCCAUAAGCAGUGGUGUUUAGCCUUUUUCUCAGCAGCUUCCCAGUCUCCUCAUCACUGCCUAAGUUCAAAUUUUGUUAUAAUCGUUCCAGCCAUGCUCUGUCCAACCUAUCCCUGUGCCAUAUCUGUAGAUUUUCACCAGGGAGCAGAUGAUAUCCUGGAGGCUUCUGCUCAUCUCUUUUAGCUGUAAAGUAGGAUGAUAGAAAACAGUCAAGUGAAUGGCUGCAAAACCUGAACUGUGUUAUACUGGAGUAGUCCUAUUAAAUAUGAGGAGGGUACUCCUGAAUAAGUAGUUUGUGACUGUGACCAUUAUUUUAUUUGUUAUCAGUAAACACGAUUUGUAUAUGAUGAGCUCACCCAUAUUGUGGCAAAUGCUUAUAUUUAAAGAGGUGAUCAGUCAUGUCAUGGCAGAGAACUCAAGAGAACUGCUUUGAAAGGGGAAGCUUGGGACCCCUGCCCAUUUGUUUUGCCUAUAGCAAACCGAAGCAAUCAAACUAUAGCUAUCAGUACUUGGUAUAUGAGAAGCAGCAGCAACAAACAUAUUCUGUAUUACAAUUGAAUUGGGUUGGUUGUUUCAGUUGUACUUUGCUUAUGUGAGCUGCUUUGGGGGUCCCCUGUGGAUCAAAAGGCAGGCUUGAAAUUAAAUAAAUAAUACUGCUAUAUCUGUUAUUCUUCUAGAUUUCUCAUGGUUAUGCCCAUGUGGAAUAAAUCGUGUACAGCAUCAUGAACUAUGAUCAACGUGUGCUUUCAUUCUUCCUACUAACUGAGGUACCCCAAAAGCACAUGAA
Varanus komodoensis (Komodo dragon) is the source of this 4335-nucleotide messenger RNA. It is a transcript of the gene SLC1A1, whose product is annotated as solute carrier family 1 member 1. Gene Ontology annotation, biological process: L-glutamate transmembrane transport. Lineage: Eukaryota; Metazoa; Chordata; Lepidosauria; Squamata; Varanidae. The record is from RefSeq and is a predicted model, not a curated record. The transcript is spliced from 12 exons. Gene Ontology annotation, cellular component: plasma membrane. Bases 34 to 1611 code for a protein of 525 amino acids. Gene Ontology annotation, molecular function: L-cysteine transmembrane transporter activity; L-glutamate transmembrane transporter activity; glutamate:sodium symporter activity.